UUGAGUUUGUCUGUCGACUGGCUAAGACCAAACGUAUAGGUCCAUCUCGCCAAACAAUAAAAUUUCUGAAUGCUUUGUGAGCAGUGAAUUUUAGAAUUUUUCCUAAAUUUCUUAAAAAUAAUUCUUUUGCCAAAACUGUGUAUUUCCUAAAAUUACUUGGAAGAAACCUAUACAUUUCGUACUAACAGCUGGCCUCACUAUUCCCGUCGAUUACGCGGAUUAUCGCAUCAGAACCAUCCAUUCAAAGUGGCGCAAUUUAGUGGCGGAGGCAAAAUGAGACGGUCGCAGGGCUAUGCUUACCAGCCGCUAGCCCAGAAUCCUGGGCCCAGUGGAAUUGCCAACGGCAGCAGCCACAGUCACGAUGCCCUCGAGGAGGAAAACGAACGAAUGGCAGAGGAACUGAGAGGUAAGAUUGGGGCACUAAAAUCGCUGACCAUAGACAUCGGAUCGGAGGUGCGGUAUCAGGACAAGCUGCUGCGAGGGAUCGACGAGGAUAUGGACCGUACCGGAGGAUUCAUGUCCAAUACUAUUUCGCGGGUCGUCAGGUUAGGGAAAGGAGGCCAUCGGAACUAUAUGUGCUACAUGUUUCUGUUUGUAAUGUUUGUGUUUUUUGUGUUGUUUUUGAUAUUAAAGUUAAGAUAGUUCAGAGGCCUUUUUGUGAGACAAUUGGAAGGGGAUAUAUCAAUUAUAUUUAAAAUAUAAACAUUCGAAAAAUUA
Messenger RNA from Armigeres subalbatus, 717 nucleotides. RefSeq names its product BET1 homolog (gene Bet1). The transcript is spliced from 2 exons. Gene Ontology annotation, cellular component: SNARE complex. NCBI's taxonomy places the organism in Eukaryota, Metazoa, Arthropoda, Insecta, Diptera, Culicidae. Gene Ontology annotation, molecular function: SNAP receptor activity. The coding region runs from base 274 to 642 and encodes 122 amino acids. The record is from RefSeq and is a predicted model, not a curated record. Gene Ontology annotation, biological process: vesicle fusion with Golgi apparatus; endoplasmic reticulum to Golgi vesicle-mediated transport.